This is a messenger RNA of Folsomia candida, 984 nucleotides long. RefSeq names its product elongation factor 1-beta'. Gene Ontology annotation, biological process: translational elongation. Bases 121 to 804 code for a protein of 227 amino acids. Gene Ontology annotation, cellular component: cytosol; eukaryotic translation elongation factor 1 complex. The transcript is spliced from 5 exons. The record is from RefSeq and is a predicted model, not a curated record. Lineage: Eukaryota; Metazoa; Arthropoda; Collembola; Entomobryomorpha; Isotomidae. Gene Ontology annotation, molecular function: translation elongation factor activity; guanyl-nucleotide exchange factor activity.
GGAAUGUUUAAACCAUGCCUCGGCCUUUUUGCCGCAUGCUGUGAACGAGGGUAGACAUACUGUCCAUUUAAUUUCCUAAAAUUUGGAAUUUCCAAACUAAUUUUUCGAAAUUUUGAAUUUAUGGCCCAGUGCGGAAUACUUGUGGACAGUUUGACACAGUUCACUGCUGAUUUGGUUAAAUUUGCUGCGGCCGAGACCAGAUAUCACGAAUUUCUGAGUGGAGUAUUGCCUUCCGAAGACGACGCCAUGAUUCGUGAAGAAAACCUCCGUUUGAAACAACAACUCGAAGUGCUCCAGGCACAGGUCAACAAGUUGACGGACCGUGUCAGCCGACUCGAGACCCGAUUGACGGACGGGACCUCUGGAGGUGGUGGUGGCGACUCGGCCAAGAAACCAUCCGCCCCUGCUCCCAAGGACGGCGAGGAUGAUGUCGACCUCUUCGGCUCUGACGAGGAGGAGGAUGAGGAGGCAGCAAAAAUCAAGGAAUCACGUCUUGCCGAGUAUGCUGCUAAGAAAUCCGCGAAGCCAGGUGUUAUUGCCAAGUCCAAUGUUAUUCUGGAUGUAAAGCCGUGGGAUGAUGAGACUGACAUGAAGGAGUUGGAGAAAGCUGUACGCACGAUCGUGAUGGAUGGACUCCUCUGGGGUGUCUCAAAGCUUGUCCCUGUUGGGUAUGGAAUCAUGAAACUCCAAAUCGCCACCGUUGUCGAAGAUGAGAAAGUCUCUAUCGACGACUUGGUCGAAAAAAUCCAAGAAUUCGAAGAUUUCGUUCAAAGUGUGGACAUUGCUGCUUUUAAUAAAAUCUAAACCGGAAAUGGAUGCCAUCUGACGCAUAAUUUCUGUCAAAUUAAUUCCAAAAAAUAUACGCCUGCCACUACUUUGAUACUAAUUUUCGCAUUUGUUGGGUUUUCAAAUUUUCUAAUAUGUUAUUGUUGUUUGUUAUAUCCGGCGAGCUGAACAUUUAUUAAAGAUAUUCAUUGGACACUA